Messenger RNA from Cinclus cinclus, 3063 nucleotides. It is a transcript of the gene DPYD, whose product is annotated as dihydropyrimidine dehydrogenase. Gene Ontology annotation, cellular component: cytosol; cytoplasm. Bases 1 to 3063 code for a protein of 1020 amino acids. NCBI's taxonomy places the organism in Eukaryota, Metazoa, Chordata, Aves, Passeriformes, Cinclidae. Gene Ontology annotation, molecular function: dihydropyrimidine dehydrogenase (NADP+) activity; uracil binding; NADP binding. The record is from RefSeq and is a predicted model, not a curated record. The transcript has 22 exons. Gene Ontology annotation, biological process: thymine catabolic process; uracil catabolic process.
AUGUCUUUUGUUCUUUUUCUACAGAACAUUCUGGCUUUGAAUCCCCGAAAACAAACACAUGCAACUCUUCACUCAACUGUGGCAAAGAAACAAGUCAAGAAGCAAUGGAAAAGGAAUUCUGACAAAAACUGUUCAAACUGUGAGAAACUGGAAAAUAAUUUUGAUGACAUCAAGCACACGACUCUUAGUGAGCGAGGAGCACUUCGAGAAGCAAUGAGAUGCUUAAAGUGUGCAGAUGCCCCUUGCCAGAAGAGUUGCCCAACUAAUCUGGACAUCAAGUCAUUCAUCACAAGUAUUGCAAACAAGAACUACUAUGGAGCUGCCAAAAUGAUUCUUUCUGACAAUCCACUUGGCCUGACAUGUGGAAUGGUGUGUCCAACAUCGGAUCUCUGUGUUGGUGGCUGCAAUUUGUAUGCCACUGAGGAAGGACCAAUUAAUAUUGGUGGAUUGCAACAGUUUGCUACUGAGGUUUUCAAAGCCAUGAAUAUUCCUCAGAUCAGAAAUCCUUCCUUACCUCCUCUGGAAGAUAUGCCUGAAGCAUAUCAGGUGAAGAUAGCUCUUCUUGGUGCAGGACCUGCAAGUUUAAGUUGUGCUUCCUUUUUGGCUCGACUGGGCUAUUCAAACAUCACAAUAUUUGAAAAGCAGGAGUACCUUGGGGGUUUAAGUAUGUCUGAAAUCCCCCAGUUCCGUUUGCCAUAUGAUGUAGUGAAUUUUGAAGCCAAGCUUAUGAAGGAUCUCGGAGUGAAGAUAAUUUUUAGGAAAGGCCUUGCAGUGGAUGGAAUGACACUCCAUACCCUGAAAGAAGAUGGCUAUAAAGCAGUCUUUAUUGGGAUAGGUUUGCCAGAACCGAACAGAGCCAGUAUAUUCCAAGGACUGACAAUGAAUCAAGGAUUCUACACAUCUAAAGACUUCUUACCUUUGGUAGCAAUGGCAAGUAAACCAGGGAUGUGUGCCUGUCACUCUCCGUUGCCAUCAAUCCAUGGAACUGUGAUUGUACUCGGGGCAGGAGACACUGCUUUUGACUGUGCGACAUCUGCUCUGCGCUGCGGAGCUCGACGCGUGUUUGUGGCCUUCAGGAAGGGAUUCACUCAUAUCAGGGCUGUCCCAGAAGAGAUGGAACUUGCAAAAGAAGAGAAGUGUGAAUUCCUGCCUUUCCUCUCUCCUCGGAAAGUUGUUCUUAAAGGUGGACGAAUUGUUGCUAUGGAAUUUGUUCGGACUGAGCAAGACAGCGAUGGAAACUGGAAAGAAGAUGAGGAUCAGAUUGUCCGGCUGAAGGCUGACGUGGUCAUCAGUGCCUUUGGCUCCAUUUUAAGUGACAGUAAAGUGAGAGAGGCCAUGGCACCUAUCAAGUUUAACAGAUGGGGUCUCCCUGAAGUAGACCCAGAAACUAUGCAAACAAGUGAGCCCUGGGUGUUUGCUGGGGGUGACAUUGGUGGCAUUGCCAACACUACGGUGGAAUCCGUGAACGAUGGCAAACAAGCUUCCUGGUACAUGCACAGAUACAUCCAGUCCUUAUAUGGUGCUGCAGUUUCUACAGUCCCAGAACUACCACUCUUCUAUACUCCUAUAGAUUUAGUGGAUAUCAGUGUAGAAAUGGCUGGACUGAAGUUCCCAAAUCCUUUUGGCCUUGCCAGUGCAACCCCUGCUACUAGUUCUUCAAUGAUUCGGAGAGCAUUUGAAGCUGGAUGGGGCUUUGCUGUCACUAAAACAUUCUCCCUGGAUAAGGAUAUUGUAACCAAUGUUUCUCCAAGGAUUGUGCGUGGAACUACUUCAGGUCCUCUGUACGGCCCAGGCCAAGGCUCUUUUCUAAACAUUGAACUGAUCAGCGAGAAAACAGCAGCAUAUUGGUGUAAAAGCAUUACUGAACUGAAGGCUGACUUUCCAAACCAUGUUCUGAUUGCCAGUAUCAUGUGCAGCUAUAACAGAGAGGACUGGACUGAACUUUCAAAAAUGGCUGAGGUUGCUGGUGCCGAUGCGCUGGAGUUAAAUUUGUCCUGUCCUCAUGGUAUGGGGGAGCGAGGCAUGGGACUGGCCUGUGGGCAGGAUCCAGAGCUGGUACGGAACAUCUGUCGCUGGGUUAGACAAGCUGUUCACAUUCCUUUCUUUGCCAAACUGACCCCAAAUGUCACUGAUAUUGUGAAAAUUGCAAUGGCUGCGCAGGAAGGUGGUGCAGAUGGUGUUACAGCCACCAACACCGUGUCAGGACUGAUGGGACUGAAAGCAGACAGCACACCUUGGCCAGCAGUUGGUCGAGGGCUGAGGACCACAUAUGGUGGCAUGUCAGGAAAUGCUAUCCGGCCCAUCGCCCUCCGCGCAGUGUCCGCCAUCGCCCGUGCUCUCCCAGGAUUUCCCAUCUUGGCAACUGGAGGCAUCGAUUCUGCUGAGGCUGGGCUUCAGUUUCUGCACAGUGGGGCUUCUGUCUUACAGGUGUGCAGUGCCAUCCAAAAUCAAGAUUUCACUGUUAUUGAUGACUACUGCACUGGACUGCGUGCUCUUCUUUACCUGAAAAGCAUUGAGGAACUUGAAGACUGGGAUGGACAGAGUCCUGCAACCAUGUGCCAUCAGAAAGGAAAACCAGUACCUAGAAUUGCUGAUCUGAUGGGAAAGAAACUGCCCAGUUUUGGGCCUUACCUGGAGCAACGCAAAAAGAUAAUAGCUGAGAACAAGAUCAAACUGAAGGCACAGAACAUGGCUGCUGAGCUGCCCGAGAAAAACCACUUCAUUCCGAAGAAGCCCAUUCCAGCAAUCAAGGAUGUAAUUGGAAAAGCACUGCAGUAUAUUGGAACAUAUGGUGAUCUGUGCAACACAGAGCAAGUUGUGGCUCUGAUUGACGAGGAAAUGUGUAUCAACUGUGGCAAAUGCUACAUGACCUGUAAUGAUUCUGGCUACCAGGCGAUCCAGUUUGAUCCCGAAACCCACCUGCCCACGGUCACUGCCAGCUGUACAGGCUGCACCCUGUGCCUCAGCGUGUGCCCUGUCAUCGACUGCAUCCGCAUGGUUUCCAGGACAACCCCCUACGAGCCCAGGCGAGGGCUGCCCUUGGCCCUGAACCCCGCGUGCUGA